AUGUUGUUUCCCCAGCAAGAACUGGAGCUCCAGGGACGCGCCCAGCUCCACGCGAGCUGGGCCGGCACAUUCUCCGACGCGAGAGGCCGUCUCCACUCCUCGAAACUUCUGUAUGGAGUGAACGCUCCUUCAUUCCUUCUAGAGCUUGAGAUUCGGGGGGAAGAGGAUUGCCAGGGCAAUCCUCCUCUGUACUACUAUCUUGAAAGUGGCAGCUGGGAACGUAAACGAUGUGCACUGUAUACUCCAAAUUGUACGACUGCAAUUCAUCGUGUGUUCGGUACCUCCUCGUAUUGGUUUGAAGGGGCUGGGGCCGUGGAAAGCGGGUUUGCCAACAGUGAUGUGCCCGACUGGAGCGACAACCUGGUCAAUAGUAGUGUGUUUCGAUGGAUCCUUGCUGGUCUAGAUUGCCAAUUAAGCCCGUAUAUCCGAUGUCGCGUCGGCAAAGCAUCCAAGGUGGGCCCCCAUUACGUCGAGCUGAAAAUUUGA
This is a messenger RNA of Penicillium argentinense, 486 nucleotides long. RefSeq lists its product as uncharacterized. The transcript is spliced from 2 exons. The record is from RefSeq and is a predicted model, not a curated record. Bases 1 to 486 code for a protein of 161 amino acids. Lineage: Eukaryota; Fungi; Ascomycota; Eurotiomycetes; Eurotiales; Aspergillaceae.